GCCCCAGUUUAGCGAGGGACGGCCCUGUAACAGCACAUCGUUUGAGGUCAAGUGAGGAGAGAAAAGCCCGUUAUGUGCUCUUAAAAUGCAGAUGUGCGGGCAGCCAGUGAGCGUGCAGGGAGGAGGCGGAGGGAGGAUGCUUCACUAGUGUUCAGCAUGGCUGUCAAACGCCGCAGCGAUUUGGGAAGGAACGUCUAGCUUCAUGUAAGACUCGGGACGAUGACAAGCACCAUGUCGGCUGCAGCCGUCGUGCUGUGGCUUGUGACGGUGCUCACCAUCCUGUCAAGGUCGCACGCUGACCGUAACGUCUACCCGUCUGCAGGAGUGUUGUUCGUCCACGUCCUGGAAAGAGAAUACUUCAAAGGGGAAUUUCCUCUCUACCCGAAAUCAGGUGAUGCUGCCAGCGACCCCAUCACUUUCAACACCAACCUGAUGGGUUUCCCAGAUCGGCCCGGCUGGCUUCGCUACAUCCAGAGAACUCCUCAUAGUGACGGGGUACUCUACGGAUCCCCCACUGCCGAGCAUGUGGCCAAAGCCACAGUCAUAGAGAUUACUGCCUAUAACCGACGCACUUUUGAGACGGCACGGCACAACUUGGUCAUAAACGUCAUGGCCACUGAGGAGUUCCCGCUGCCCUACCAGGCCGAGUUUUACAUAAAAAACAUGAACGUUGAGGAGAUGCUGGCCAGUGAGGUGCUGGGGGACUUCCUGGGGGCUGUGAAGAACGUAUGGCAGCCUGAGCGCCUCAACGCCAUCAACAUCACCUCAGCAUUGGACCGCGGUGGGCGUGUGCCGUUGCCCAUUAAUAACCUCAAGGAAGGCGUGUACGUGAUGGUCGGCGCCGACGUUCCCUUCUCGUCGUGCCUGCGUGAGGUGGAGAGCCCUCACAACCAACUGCGCUGCAGCCAGGAGAUGGAGCCUGUCAUCAGCUGUGACAAGAAGUUCAGAGCUCAGUUCCACAUCGACUGGUGUAAAAUCUCCCUGGUGGACAUCAACAAAGUAUCCCCAGUCUACAUCACUCGCCCUGAAGCAGGUCCUGGUAUCCUGGCCGAGUUUGGGGAUUACAAGCCGCCGUCCGAGUACCUGAAGAGCCGGGACUACUUCACCGACUUCAUGGUCACGCUGGCUGUCCCCGCGGUGGUGGCGCUCGCUCUCCUCUUCAUUCUGGGCUACAGCAUGUGCUGCCGAAGGGAAGGGGUGCAAAAAAGAAACAUGCAAACAUCAGCCAUUCAGCUGGUGCACCACAGCUCCAUCCAAAAGUCCACCAAAGAGAUGCGCAGCAUGGCCAAGAACCGAGAAAUCUCCUGGCCGCUCUCCACGCUGCCCGUCUUCAACCCCGUCAGCGGCGAGGUGGUGCCGCCCAUCCAUCCCGACAACUACGAGACCACCAGCAUGCCGCUCAUGCAGACGCAGACGAACCUGCACAACCAGAUCACUAUCCCGCAACAGCAGCCAUCAGGAGAUAACUAUGUCAUGUCCACAUUUAGAAGGUUGGAGGUAAAUGGUAUUCCUGAAGAGAGAAAAGUGGCCGAAGCACUGAAUUUGUAAUCUGGUUUGAUGAAAAUUCCUUCUUGUCUGCAUGUUUAAAAAGUGUCUUAAAGGGUACUUUUCAAUUUCAUGUGCUUUGGUUGCUGAACGUAUUGCAUAGUUUCACUUUCAUUGCACAGGGAAAAGAGCAUUUAACAUUAAAUGUUCACAUAUAACAAUUUUUUUUGGAAGGGUGUUUAUUUAAGAUGUCAAUCCUACAACUCACGAUUAGAUUCUCGAUUCAACACAACGGCCGAUUCAAAUCAUUCUUGCAAUGUAGUUACUUGAUAGAAAAAUCAUAAUGAAACGUGACCUAAACGCACAGCAAGUAAGCGUGGACAUGGCCUUUUCCGAUAUCACGUAUUUUAGGAAUAUGUGAGAACCGCAAUUUGGAUUUAAAUCGUUUUCAACACCCUUAGUUUGUUAAAUGAAUAAAUAUCUGCACAUAGAAGGCAAAAGUGCACAUUUUAUCAAUAUUUUUUUUUACCAAUGUUAUGUACAGUACAGCAGAAUAAAAGGGAUUUAUAAAUAAUAUGGAUACUUUCACAUUUUAUAAGACGUCACCAAAAAAAAGGGUUACUUUCAAAGAGAAAUAGACGUCGCUAUUACACUGCCAAAAUGAACAAUGAAGUACCACGAUGAGAUGACUGGAAGUGAUCCAUGGAAUAAUAAUAAUGUUCAAUUACAAAUACAAAAUGCAUCAGUCGAUUUCCUU
Molecule: messenger RNA, 2242 nt
Organism: Entelurus aequoreus (snake pipefish)
Lineage: Eukaryota; Metazoa; Chordata; Actinopteri; Syngnathiformes; Syngnathidae
Gene: sgce
Product: sarcoglycan, epsilon
Exons: 13
Coding region: 220-1548 (442 amino acids)
Cellular component (GO): sarcoglycan complex; membrane
Source: RefSeq, a predicted model, not a curated record